Rhinopithecus roxellana (golden snub-nosed monkey) is the source of this 2768-nucleotide messenger RNA. RefSeq names its product dCMP deaminase (gene DCTD). The transcript has 6 exons. Gene Ontology annotation, molecular function: dCMP deaminase activity; zinc ion binding. Gene Ontology annotation, cellular component: cytoplasm. The record is from RefSeq and is a predicted model, not a curated record. NCBI's taxonomy places the organism in Eukaryota, Metazoa, Chordata, Mammalia, Primates, Cercopithecidae. Bases 942 to 1478 code for a protein of 178 amino acids. Gene Ontology annotation, biological process: dUMP biosynthetic process; dTMP biosynthetic process.
GCACCGGCUGCCGGGCGGGGGCCUGGGCCGGGGCCGCGGACGCUGGGGGCGCCUCGGCCGGGCUCAGCCUUUAGAAUGGAGAAUCCGGGCGGGGUGGGAGCGCCCGGGGUCCCGGAAGUCACUCCAGGGUCGAUUUCUCGCCGGGUGCGAGGCCGGCCCCCUCGGAGUGCUCCGGGAGGUGGUGCUGGGCGUCUGAACGUCGCAUCCCUUCCUGCGCCCGUGUGUGGGGUGGGAAUGCCGGGUGUAGGCCCUGGAUCAGAGCUGAUGGGGUUGCGAGCGGCGUGGGGUGUGCCUGGGACGGUGACCGGAUGUGUCUUCCUGAAACGUUGUACUCAAUCUCCAGUUCCCUCUGUUUCUACAGCUGGGCCUCAGUCCUCACAAGGCUCUAGUGGGCUUUCAGCCAUGCCAGGGGAAGGCGCUCAGGGAAUUAACAGGACCCUUCCCUCUCCUCCCCCUCCCUCGCCCCUGCCACGUCUCCCCCUCCCUCCUAUGUGGUAGGUACUUCUCUAGCACCCCACAGCGAUGAUGGAUGCUGACCCUUAAGCCAGGUGGGAAACCAGGCUGAUCCAGCACCUGUCUUUCCCUGUUAGGGGGAUUGCCAGGCUUCUCAGAUUUGGGGCAGCGUAAUCAGUGAGUGACCAUGGUUCCCAGCACCGACCCUCCACUGCAUCUAGUCUUAGACACUGCCGCCCUGCACUGUAGCAUGUACCUAAACAAAGUGUGGAGCCUGAAGGAGAAAUUGUGGGAAAUCCUCGCCUUCCGUUAGACCACAUUCCUUGCCUUUCUCAAGAUUUUUCCAUGUUGCCCACCCUGUUUUUGUGUUGUCUUCCUUCCUUGCCCUUGUUUCAUUCCUUUUGAAAGCGACCACUCCCCUGAAGUUCUCGGACCCCCUUCGUGGGCUCUCCCUGUUGUAGACAGCCUGUGCUUGCCCCUGACCCAACAUGAGUGAAGUUACCUGCAAGAAACGGGAUGACUAUUUGGAAUGGCCUGAGUAUUUCAUGGCUGUGGCCUUCUUAUCAGCACAGAGAAGCAAAGAUCCAAAUUCCCAGGUCGGCGCCUGCAUUGUGAAUUCAGAAAACAAGAUUGUCGGGAUCGGGUACAAUGGGAUGCCAAAUGGGUGCAGCGAUGACCUAUUGCCUUGGAGUAGGACGGCAGAAAAUAAGCUGGACACCAAAUACCCAUACGUGUGCCAUGCGGAGCUGAAUGCCAUCAUGAACAAAAAUUCGACCGAUGUGAAAGGCUGUAGUAUGUAUGUCGCCUUGUUCCCUUGUAAUGAAUGUGCGAAGCUCAUCAUCCAGGCAGGUAUAAAAGAAGUUAUUUUCAUGUCUGAUAAAUACCAUGAUAGUGACGAGGCAACAGCUGCGAGGCUCUUGUUUGAUAUGGCUGGGGUGACGUUCCGGAAAUUCACACCGAAGUGCAGCAAGAUUGUCAUUGACUUUGAUUCAAUUAACAGCAGACCGAGUCAAAAGCUUCAGUGAGUUACAUCUCAUUGAAUCUCCAGAAGAUUGGGAUUAUCCUCUUCUAAGAAGCUGCUAAUGCCUUUCAUCUUGAAGUUACACAUAACUUUUUACUAGCCAGUACGGCAAAAGUCGACAUCUAAAGAAUAUAAAGCCUCAAAUCUUCCUUACUGUCUCUCCUGUCACAUGGAAUCUGCAUCUGUUUGAACUAUUGAUUUAGGGUUUAAAAUAGGGGAGCCUGUGGUGGCCUGGUGCACUGGGCUAGAACAAGGGUGCUUCGCCUUCCUGUGUCCUGGCUGGCUGGGAUGCUUGUGGCUCUUCAGAGGAGCAUCAGCCGUCUGUCAUCCGCUGCAAUCCGGCAGCCUCUCUUCACUGCUACAUGUGCUGGAAGGACAAAUAAAUAAUUGUUGUUGUGUUCUUAGCGGGGACGAGCAGACACGCUGAUCUGAACAUCUGGCCCAAGUGAAGCAUGGCAUAUAGUGCCCUUGGAAGAAAAUUAGGCCUCAGAUGACAGUAGCAUUGAAGUCUUUGCUGCGGAGUUGAGGGAAACCCCCAGCCACCCUCCUGGAAUCUGAGAUCGGGCGGCACAUCUGUCCUGACAGACGAGGAGCGUGACUGAACCAGGAAUACUGCCUCCAUCCCUGCUCUCCCGCUGCACUCAGGGUGGUGGCACGUUAUCCCUCUGGGGGUGGGGCCCCCUGUUGUUUUGGCUCAGUUUGGGUUUGUUGGUCACGUGGAGCUCUUCCAUUUCGUUUAGCUGAAUAAUGAGUUGUUCCUAGAGGAGACAGCCUGUCUCUCCUUGUUACCCCCAAAGCCCAUGCCCUGCCGUGGUGGCAGCUGGGGCUGUGGAUGGGAGGGGUCCCCGGUGUGGAUGUGUUGCCCCUCCUCCGCAUGCCAGCGUGGUUCAUUUACAAGCCCCUCUGCAACUGGAGAGAACAUUAAUUCCUGUCCCGGAAGUGGAUUGUGAGAAAUUCCGCCCACGUGGAGACAGUUUAUUGCAGCACUAUUGGUGUUCAGAGCUCCUGUGUGCCCUGGCUCCAUGCCUUCAUCUACACAAACAUCACCUUCCUAAUCACCGCGGGGUGGGGAGCAUGUGGCUGUGCCCCUUUAAUCUCAUUUAAUUUUUAUUAAACAUACUCAGUACCUGUGUUGAGAAAAGGCUUUCUUUAUCCUAAAGAUUAUUACCUUUUUAAAGUGCUCUUAUAUUUUCAUGAGUUUUUAUUUUGUCUCUGAGGUUUUGUAUUCCACAUUCUAGGGUAUUCUGUAAUUUGGCUCACCAAUAUUAAAAUCUUAUUAAAAUCUACCUUACCA